Messenger RNA from Melanotaenia boesemani (Boeseman's rainbowfish), 3068 nucleotides. Its product is annotated as ATP-sensitive inward rectifier potassium channel 12-like. Gene Ontology annotation, cellular component: plasma membrane. Gene Ontology annotation, molecular function: inward rectifier potassium channel activity. The transcript has 3 exons. Gene Ontology annotation, biological process: regulation of monoatomic ion transmembrane transport; potassium ion import across plasma membrane. The record is from RefSeq and is a predicted model, not a curated record. Bases 312 to 2045 code for a protein of 577 amino acids. Lineage: Eukaryota; Metazoa; Chordata; Actinopteri; Atheriniformes; Melanotaeniidae.
GCUGCAGUGACUAUGGAGCAACAGGACCAGGCUCAGGCUGAAGACAUGAAGUUUGAGUACACAAAAUCUAGGAGCAGAUUUAUAAAAACACCAUUUCUCUUUUAAGCUGGAACGAGGUAGAAACAAAACAAGGGGAGUCACAGCAGAAAAUGUAGUUAAGUAUCUUUUCAUAAGGAUGAAACCACUGUUAGUCUUCAAGUGAUUCAGUCUGCAGUUACACAAAGAAAAUGCUUGUUGAAAGGGCAGUGCUGAUCCCAAAUGCAAGACAGACCUGAGCUCAUACUGCUUCCCUGUCCAGCAACAGUACGUUAAUGGUUGGAACUGCUCGCCCCAACCUACAUUACUGCCCUCGCAGACACAGCCUGAUGAUCGCCGGUGCCAUGGGAGCGGUGCGGGUCAACAGAUACAGCAUCGUUUCCACUGAUGAAGACGCCCUGAAGAUCUCCAGCCUGGGCCUCCACAAUGGCCACAGUCCUCUGACUCAGCAGUCACUGUCAGGGAGCUGCAUGCGAGGUGAGGAAGGAGGUGGAGGAGAGGGUGCAGGAAGUGACGAAGGACAAGGCACUCUUUCUUUGAGGGUGAAAAACGAGCCAGUUGUCCACACCAGUUGCCGUGCUUCACCUUCAUGCCGCCUGGACCUGGAUUUGGGCAACAGUCGCUUGCGCAGUCGCUUUGUGAAGAAGAAUGGCCAAUGCAACGUAGUUUUCAAUAACAUGGAGGAUAAACCACGACGAUAUUUGGCUGAUAUUUUCACCACCUGUGUGGACAUACGCUGGCGAUAUCUGCUGCUAAUCUUCACCACCACCUUCUUACUGUCUUGGCUGCUGUUUGGACUGGUCUUCUGGGGAGUGGCACUUGCUCAUGGAGACUUUGACCUACAUGUCCCUGUGAAGGAUGGGGAACCUCAGAUUACCACAGAAGAAGGAAAAGACGAGUGGCGGCCAUGUAUUCUCCACAUUCAGGGUUUCAUUGGGGCUUUCCUGUUCUCCAUAGAGACCCAGACCACCAUCGGAUACGGUUUCCGCUGUGUCACAGAGGAGUGUCCUAUUGCUGUUGUGACUGUGGUGGUGCAGUCUAUCAUGGGCUGCAUUAUUGACUCUUUCAUGAUCGGUACCAUCAUGGCAAAGAUGGUGCGCCCCAAAAAGAGGGCACAGACCUUGCUGUUCUCGCACCAUGCUGUCAUCGCUCUGCGAGACGGUAAGCUGUGCCUCAUGUGGCGCCUGGGGAACAUGCGUAAAAGCCACAUUGUUGAGGCCCAUGUGCGUGCCCAGCUGAUCAGGCCUCAUGUGACAGCAGAGGGAGAGUAUCUCCCUUUGGAGCAAACAGAUAUUGAUGUCGGUUAUGAUGAUGGGCUGGAUCGGUUGUUUCUGGUGUCGCCACUGGUGGUCGUUCAUGAAAUCAACAAGAACAGUCCUCUGUAUAACCUGAGCCGCAGUGACUUGCAGAAAGAGGACUUUGAGAUUGUGGUCAUCCUAGAGGGAAUGGUGGAAGCCACAGCUAUGACCACACAGGCUCGCAGCUCCUACUUGGCCAGGGAGAUUCUUUGGGGUCACCGCUUUGAGCCUGUAGUUUUUGAGAAGGGCGACCGCUACCAUGUAGACUAUUCCCGCUUCCAUAAGACCUAUGACGUGCCAUCAACACCUUACUGCAGUGCCAGGGAGCUGAACCAGAUGAAAAGUCGUAGCGGGCAUUCUUCCUCCUCAAGUUCAAGUUACUCUAGGUCUCCAUCGCUGUUCAUUCCAAGAGCAGCUCGACACCUUCAUGGCUCCCACUCUCCCAGCGCUUUCUGCUACGAGAAUGAGGUCGCCCUGUGCUGUGGAGAUGAUGCAGGCGAAGAGAAGGCAAAAGGGGAGGUGGAGAACCUGAACGUAAGAGGUGACAGGGAGGCAAAGAUGAGAGACGACAUUCAUUUAGAUUUCAAGGGAACAUUCGUGAAGGAGCAGACGGUUGAGAUGUUGUGCGUUCUGGACACAGAAAAUCAGAUCAGCCUUGACAGACUACAGCCCACCCUACCUUUAUACAUCAGCAGAGAGUCAGGAGUUUGAUCAGUGGUAAUGGCUGCCCUUCCAUUUGUUUCCUCUUUUUGUGAGCAUCUAACCAAAGUAUUGAACUGCAAAGAUAAAAGAUGGAGUGCAGAGAUUAAACUUUAUAUGUCUGACAAGAGAAGAAUACACACCCUUUAAAUUUGUUUGUUUAUCUUUCAGUUGUCAUAAAAUCCUUUUUACUUUCUUUGGUUUCAGUUAACAUACACUUUCAGCCGUAAAAUCAGCAUGUGUAAAACCUCACUGCUCUUCUUAUUUUAAACAUGGUGACCAAGUAUUUUAUUUUAAAAAAAAGUCUUGAAAACUUAAUUGCUUUCUUGUUAGUUUGGCCUGUGUGUGAUCUACAUUUAACUCAAGCUUUUCAUUGUUGAUGUCAUUCUUAUUUUUUAUUGUAAAUAUACGCUUUUGUUUUAAUUCUAAAAUGAUUUUACAUCAUAUACAGAUAAACCUUAAAUGAAGAUAUUUGGUUUUUGUAACGAAGCAAAGGAUUCAGAUGUUUUCUCGUGUGUAAACACUUCUGUCUUCCUGCCCAAAUUCUGUUCCUUUUUAAGCUAUUUUGGUUUGUCAAGAUGCAUCACGGCAUGUACGUAAAUGUUGACCAAGCACAAGACCAGUGCAGAUGAAGAACAAGCACUUUAAUCUAAUUUUUAUCAAUAGAUAUAAAAACUCUGCAAAUGUCUGUUGUUUUGUAUUAACAAAACACAUAUUAAACAACAGUUAUACUGUUGAUAACUUGAAUUUUCUGUGCUGUGUCUCUGUGCCCUUUUCCAAACUGGCUGUUAAUCGAUGCUUAUUUUCACCUUUCUAUAUUUAUGACAACAGUAGCUGUACUUUGUGUUCACUGCAGAUUAAACUAAGAGGUUUAAAUAAGAGGUCAAACAAAAUAAACAAAACACCUAAUAAACAUCAAUAUGGCAGCAUUGUUACUUUUAGAAAAAAAAUAGCAUGAUAUAUUAUUAAUCUGAAUGCAUGAGAUCUGUACUGUCUUUUUUGGAAGCUGUAAGUAUAUUUUUCCUCUCUUUUUUA